AUGAAUUGGAGUGACUUCAUCUUGAGAAUAUUCUGUUUUUCUCUUAUUGGUCCUGGAAUUGGAGGGAACUUAUUUGUGUUUGUGAAGCAUGUGUGCAUGUUUGUCAAGGGUCCUGAGAAGAAAAGCAUAGACCUUAUUCUCACACACCUGGCUUUGACAAAUUCAAUGACUCUUUGUACCACAGGAAAUGUGUAUGCAAUAUCAGCUUUACAACUCCAAAACUUCCUAGGUAAUGUUGGUUGUAAAACUGUGUUUUUCUUGGAGAGAGUGGGCCGGGGACUGUCAAUCUGCACCACAUGCCUCCUCAGUGUGUUUCAGGCCAUCACCAUCAGUCCCACAACCCCCACAUGGACAAAGCUCAAACUGUGGAUUACAAAGCAUAUUGUUCCCUGUCUCCUCCUCUUCUGGAUAUGCAAUUCCCUGAUCAGCUCUAACUUGCUCUACUACAUCACAACAGUCAACAAUGCAAGCAGAUCUGGAAGUAGAUACACUCAUGACUACUGUUAUAUGCUUCCAUCCAAGAUGGUAGUUAGGUGGAUUUUCCUCACUCUCAUGGCUCUGAGAGACAUCAUCUUUCAGAGUCUCAUGGGCUGGAGCAGUGGCUACAUGGCUUUUCGUCUAUAUAAACAUCACAAGCACGUCCUCUACCUUCAGAGAACCAGGUUUACAAAAAUCAGUAAAACCAGCCCAGAGAUCAGAGCUACUCAAAGUGUCCUCAUUCUCAUGUCUUCUUUCUUAUUCUUUUAUUGGGCAGAUUUCAUUUUCUCCCUAUUCAUUGGUUCAUUCUUCACAAAUAAUUCCAUAAUAAAAAAGGGUAAAAUGCUUCUUGAUCUCUCUUAUGCCACUCUUAGCCCCUUCAUUUUAAUCGGCAGGGGUGCCAGCCUGAUUAGCUGUUGGUCCACUCACUAA
Molecule: messenger RNA, 909 nt
Organism: Elephantulus edwardii (Cape elephant shrew)
Lineage: Eukaryota; Metazoa; Chordata; Mammalia; Macroscelidea; Macroscelididae
Product: vomeronasal type-1 receptor 4-like
Exons: 1
Coding region: 1-909 (302 amino acids)
Biological process (GO): G protein-coupled receptor signaling pathway
Cellular component (GO): membrane
Molecular function (GO): pheromone receptor activity
Source: RefSeq, a predicted model, not a curated record